AUGGAUGAUAGAGUUCUUUUGAAAGUGUAUUAUUUUGGUCAAAUUUUGUUACAAACAUCUGAAGGAGUAAAAUUCAUUUGUGAAAAUCCGUUAGAUGUUGUUAUUUCCUUCCCAAUCUCAUUUGAAGACCUCAUAGGUGUGAUAUGUGAGAAGCUAGAUUUUGAGAUGUCAAGGAAAAUAUCUUGUAUUUUAUACAGAUAUUCCAUACCGGUGUUUGGUGGAUUUGUCCAAUUUCAAGUCAAAUAUGUAACGGACGAAGCUAGUUUGCAAGAGAUGUUUUCGAUGUAUAUUGAAAGUCAUGCUCAAAUCCCGUUCAUUGAGUUGUACGUUGAGUUCGAACAAUCUGAGGCCGACCGGAAUAUUCUAUGCGAAGAUUACAAUAGUGACAGUGAAGAAGAGUUCGAAAGCAAUUACGAAGUUGUUGGUCUAGACGGUGAUGAAGAUGAAGGUGAUGGUCUCAUGGCUCCAAAUGUGACGGACGUAGCAAAUGCACUCGCAAACGAAGAGCCGUUUGAGGAGCCAUCUUUCAUGCGAUUUCGAUUAUUAAAUAUUCGUUUAUUAAGUAUUUUCUGUUCGGCUGCCUUCGCCGCAGAAACUCCUAUUGUCACAGAUGGUGAAUUUGCCGUUAGGAUGGAAUUCAGUUCUAGGGAAGCUGUUAUUAAGGCAAUGAAAGAGUAUACCAUCCGAAGAAGUGUAGACUACCGGGUGUAUGAGUCGGAGCCGUUGACAUUUUAUGCCAAGUGCACACAAUAUGGGUCACGAUGUGAUUGGCUGAAUUUGCCGUUGGUAUGGAGUUUAGUUCCAGGGAAGCUGUUAUUAAGGCGAUAA
This is a messenger RNA of Arachis ipaensis, 828 nucleotides long. The record is from RefSeq and is a predicted model, not a curated record. Lineage: Eukaryota; Viridiplantae; Streptophyta; Magnoliopsida; Fabales; Fabaceae.